UCCCCAGAACGUGACGCUGCUCUCCUGGGACUUCAGUGUGUACCUGACGUGGCUCCCAGGACCUGGCAACCCCCAGAACAUGACCUAUUUUGUGGCCUAUCAAAGUAUCACCAGGCAGACCCUGCGUUUCCCCUGUUCUAGAGGCGAGGAAACAACUCAGGUGCUGUGACCUGCCCAAGGAAGCCAGUGAUGGAACCAGAAGAAAAACCCAAGUCUGUCUGACCCCAAAGCUUGUGCUCUUCCUGUUCUAUUACAGUCCCUCCAUCUGUAGCAUCCAGAUGUGAGUGAUGGGGGCCUGGCUUGGGAAAGGACAGACUGUGAGAGAGCUUUAAAAAGAAAGAAUGGUAUAGAACUGUAUCAGGAGGCAGAAAAUACCAAUACCUAACAUGGCCUGUGUGUUUGCUCUGUGUCUGCACUGUGUCCAUACAUGAAAUGUAUUUAAUCUCACACCGCCCUACGAGGAAGGAUUCAGUGACUCUGCUCUACAGUGGAGGUAACUGAAGUACUGAGAGUGUAUUUUGCUCAAAGCCACACAGCUGGGCAUAGCGGAGGUGGGAUAAAUUGAUGAAAGAAUUGAAAGCCUAACCUCUGGACCUGUAUGAUAUUUUCCUUUCCUUUUACGCUUUUGAAACACCUGCGAGGAUUCCAAAACCAUGAUAUUCUAAUGGUAUUUUUUCAUUUAUUAGCUGGAAUUAAUUUUAUAAAGAGAUGCUUCCUCUCAUGUAGUGUUUGAUAUUCAGUGGUACUAUUCAUGUAGGCAAGACAGAAUAAAUGCUUGAAUUGUUUUCCUUUAAUUUACCAGUUUUCAAGAUAACGAACUGGUUCCCUAUCAUGUCCCAAAGGUGAUUGACUUGUUUUUUUAUUAUCAUUACGAACUCAAGUAGUUAAACAUAUGUGAUGGUUUCAAUUCAUCGCAAUUUAUUCUACUCAUUGAAGCUUGAAUGGUCUCAUCUUUAGUCCAUGAAUGUCUCUUCAGGUGGCUCCUGAGUCCUUUGAAUCUGACCCUAGUAAUUCAUGAUAUCUUUAUUGCUAUCUGUUGCGAAAAGAUGUUCCAGACUCAUUUGCACAAUUCCUGACCUAAAACCUGAAAUCAGCCACGUCUCCAUUUGCUCUGCAACCCCCAAACAGUGGCGGAGAGUAAAAAAGUGCGCAGGAACCAAAGAGCUACAGUGCUCUCUGAUGUGCCUGGAGAAACAAGACCUGUGCAAUAAGUUCAAGGGGCGUGUGCGAGCAGUUUCUCCCAGAGCCAGGUCACCCUGGGUGGAGUCCAAGUCCAUGGAUUACUUUUUUGAAGUGGAGCCAGCCCCACCUAUCCUGGUAUUCACCCGGACAGACGAGAUCCUGAGUGUCAAUGCCACAUACCAGCUGCCCCACUGCAUGCCCCAACCAGAUCUGAGCUAUGAGGUGUAUUUCUGGAAGGAGGGGACCGGGAAUGAGGCCAGUUUUCCAGCCACUCCCCAUGGCCAGCCAGUCCAGAUUUCUCUCCAACCAGACACCAGUGGACACCACUGCCUCAGCGCCAGAACUAUAUACACCUUUGGCUCCCCUAAAUACAGCAAGUUCUCUGAGCCCACCUGCUUCUUCCUGGAGGCCCCAGGAUCCAACUGGGCACUCCUGGUACUGCUACCCCUUCUGCUGCCAAUGCUGUUGGUCGUUGCCACGGGGCCUGUGAUCUGGAAGAGCUUCAGGGGGAACCCCUGGUUUCAUCAGGCAAAGAUGCCACAGGCCCUGGACCUCUCUGGACACAGACACCCCGGGGCAACCUUUCAACCCAGUGGCCCAGAGUGCCUGCACGUCUUGAUCCUCUCUCCCCAAAAGGAACGGACCAGAAGGGUCAGGCUGACCCCUGGAGUCAGGGCCCCAGCCGCCGUCCAGGCAGGAUCAGAGGACAGUGAUGAGGAGGAGAAGGGUGACGAGGAGAGCACGGACGAUGGUGCCAGCUUCCAGCCCUACACUGAACCACCCCCCUUCCUGGGGCAGGAACACCAGAGCCCGGGGCAUGCUGAGGCAGGAGGGCCUUGGACUCCUCUGGUCCGGGUCGAAGGCUCCUCUGCUUGCGAUUCUUCAGACGGAAGCUGGGCCAGCACUGCGGGCUCCUCCCCCUGGGACGAGGCUGGAUCAUCUGGCUACUUGGCCAAGAAGAGGCCAGGCCGAGGACCGGGUGGGAAGGAGCUCCAGAAGCCUCUCCCACCACCCGAAUUCUCCGAGGACUCGAGUUCCCUGGAAGAGCCCCCAGAAGACAACCCGUCCUCCUGGGUCAGCUGGGGCUUACCGUCACCAGGGCUGAUUCCCAGGGAGCCCCCAGUUUCUCUUCAGACACUGACCUUCUGCUGGGACAGCAGCCCCGAGGAAGAAGAAGAGGGUGGGGGGGAAUCAGAAGGUGAGGACAGCAGUGACGGCAGCUGCGGGGCUAAGAGCCUCCAGAGGAUCGAGGUCAGAGGUAGGACACUGGGACACUACUUGGCCAGGUGAGCUGUCCCUCCCAGUCUGGUGCUACUGAGCUUUCUGGGGACCCAGCAUGCCACCGAGACUUGAAAUCCUGGGAGCAUCAUCGCUGGGGCAGCCGCGGGUUCUUACGGCACCUCAGGGAACCCGGCUAGAGGUGUCCGCCAGGUUGAGCAGUCAGAAGCCACCCCGUCCUAUGACCUGCGAGCUUUGGGCCGAGAGCCAAGAGGGGUGGAGACAGGGAUGGGCGGAGGUCAGAGGUUGAUUGGGUGUCAGACCACCCCACUGUCCCUGGGGUGACAGGUCAGUUGGAAAAAUCAUCCCUGCACAACAUGAAACAGGCAAGGUCAGGUCACAGGGGACAUUGAAGGCUGACAGCACAAGGGCCCAUCUGGAUUUGGGGAGGGAAGAAAUCUGGAGGCACACCAAGUGUAGCAGGACUCAACGCCUCUCUCCAGCACCCGCUGGGCUCCCUCCUCCCCGAGGCUCGGCAUCCUGAUUUAUGAGUCCCCUAGGGUGGGCCCCAGUGAAGAAAAAUCCAGUUGGCUGAGGGUGUUGGAGAGGAAGAGGAAAGGCAUGGUCCUUCAAAUCCCAGUCUCUGAGUCAGGCAUUGCACAGUUUCCAUUAUCAAAGAGGCCUGGGUCCAAAUCCCAGCUCUGCCAUUUCCCAGUUGUGUGGCCUUAGGGGAGAUACCUUCCUUCUCUGUACCCGAGUCUCCUUUCUACAGCUACCACCUGGGGCACAGUGAGGGUUCCGACAGAGACGUGUGAUGCCUGCCACACCAUUGGCACUCACCACGUGCUGGCUGGUAGGAUUCUCCAUCCACCCAGGCUCUGAGGGGACCGCUGGGCAUCUCCCACCUGUGACCCUAAACUCAGAGUGACUGGAGUUCCCACCUUUAGUCUUUCUCCUGCCUCCUGCCCUUGCUGACCCCUGCCUCCUGGUCAGGAAACAGUUCUCAGAAGCUGGAGCCCAUCCAAGGGUCCCUCUCCCUUUUCCCAGCAAAGAAAAUACCAAAUGGCCCACCUUCUAGGGGGUCUGAUUAAUUGGUGGUGGGGUAGCAACCCAGCAGGGAGUUGGACCCCUGGGCCCGUGAUCCCCAACUUAGCACUUCAGACCCUUUAGGUGACCAUUGUGGUUGUAAAGACGUCCCAUUUCCUCUUCCAGUUUUGAGAAACCACUGUCUUCUGGAAACAGGUGACUGUCCUUACCUGAGGGUAGUGAUGGAUGUUCUCAAACAACCGCUUUAUUAACCUACACCCACCAGUAUAUGGAUGAGCAGAGCUGAGUCUUCACCCGUUAGACCAAGGUUUUGUCAGUUUUGUGGCCCUGCAGGGACCACAGGAAUCAGAACAAUCCUUGGCUCUGCCAUUUCACCUGCCAGGACUUAAGUUCCUCCAUUUGUGUCAAAAGCGUCUUCAUAAGCAUUUUAUCCGCAGGGCUGUGUUGUUGUGUUUUUUUUUGUUUUUUGUUUUUGGCUGUGUUGUUUUGAAGCCAACGCAAAGGUAGAACAUUAAUGGAAGAUCUGGAAAAGCAGCUCGAGGGCAUCUGGUCCAGGGGUUCUCACACUGUGUUCCCAAAAGGCCUUGGGCUUCACAGGAGGCGUCUCAAUCUCAGGGGGAGCCGUGGGCUGUAGGAUCCCUGCAGUGCAACCAGAGCAGCCUCCCUGGGCCCUGAUUUUCUCCAGUGGCCCUCCACGUAAGAUUGUGCUUAGGAGUUUCAACUGCUAAAGAAAACGUUAGCAAACCCCUUUUUAAAUUGAACACCUGUCUUUUGUUUCAAACAAGGAAGCUAAAAUGUUGACUUACUGUGUACGUCUCUGAGGGUGACAUUGUCGGUCUCUGGCCAGCUGGGCCAACCCCCGUCCCCUUGGCCAUGUAAACAGUACUGAGGUCUCGGCAAGGGUUUCCAAGGGGCACGAGGCUGGCAGGAGGCCUUCACCACUGCUGGGACUCGCACACAUACAUGCAUUUCUGCAGGGGUUUCCCUGCAAUGAGGCUUGUCUACAUCCAUGAUUGAGCACAGAAGAGGAAGAACAAACUGGAACCAUGGAGCUGGGGAAGGCUGUGGCUCACGGCCAGUUCCUAGGAGAAUACCCAGACCAAGCCCAGUGUCCUUUCUGGAACCAGCCGAGCUGCUUCGUGGAAGUAAAUUCCAAAUAACUAAAAGCUAUCCUCACUAUUGUCUUAGGAUUGUGUGAAGGAACCCCUUUAUCUCUGUUCUGAAAACUUGUGUGUUUUUGAAGCAUUUUUUUAAAGUUUAAUUUCUGACAGACGCUGAGCUUUCUAUUAAUUCUAAACUCCAGCUCCUUUAUGGUCAUUAAGUCAUAAACAAAAAACUGGGCAGCUUUAGGAAAGAGCACGCUAUUCAAUAUUAUCAUUUGUCAGGUGUGCCCAGCACUGAACUGUUUACAAAGCCCUUUCAUGUCCCCAGCAGGCAGGAACUGCAUAGUGGAAACUCCAGGGCCACGCAUGAAAGAUGUCAGGGGCAGAGCGGGUGAUGCCUGCGUGAAAGCAACAUUCCCAUUCUUUAGGGUAGUGAGGAGAUUAUAUAUUGUUCUAAGAUAUUUGUAGUUAUUUCUAAUUUUAUUUUAUGUUUAUGUCAUAUUUAGAUAAUUUCCUAAUGUUUGUUGGGGCCUACCCUAAACUGUUUUAAAUAAAGAGCUCUAUUUUUAGAGAAAAGGGCAAAAUUGAAUGGAAAAGCGUGUGCUCU
Molecule: messenger RNA, 5157 nt
Organism: Delphinapterus leucas (beluga whale)
Lineage: Eukaryota; Metazoa; Chordata; Mammalia; Artiodactyla; Monodontidae
Gene: IFNLR1
Product: interferon lambda receptor 1
Biological process (GO): cytokine-mediated signaling pathway
Cellular component (GO): plasma membrane
Molecular function (GO): cytokine receptor activity; protein binding
Source: RefSeq, a predicted model, not a curated record